CACGAUGCAUCGCUGUAUUUUGGCGUGUCCAUAGGGACUUCUUUUACCAGCGAUCCCUGGGGGUAUGAGCCUAACGCCAGCAUCUGCAGCAAACUUUUGGCCACUCAGUUCCGCUAUUGCCCCACAGAUCCGCCCGCCUGGGACCGUUUCCGAUAGCAGGACGUGGAAGUUCUGGACCCUUCGGCUCCCACAGUGACUGUCAUUUCUCUCACUUGCUGCUUCCGAUAACGUUAGAGCCUCCGCAGGAGCCCCUCCCGCCCCCCCCGCUAUGCUCGCUCUCCGGGCCUCCCCUUCUCCCAAGGUGAUUGACGCCGCCCGCAGCCCAGGGACGAGCCCCAAGGCCGCUUUCCCCUCAUCGAUCGGCCCGCAAGCAUUUAUUAGGCGCCCGCUGGCACCGGCUUCCGGAAGAGGGCGGGAAUGACGUCACUAUGCGGGGGUCCGGCGCGGCGAUGAAACCCGAGGGACUCGGAGGACGCCGCCCAGCCGGGGAGCCCGCAGUUCGGGGACAGGCGCGGAGCGCUCCCAGUGAGGCCCUGCCCUCGGCAAGCUUACAAUCUAACGGGGGCCGACACGCUGCCGGCGGGUUCGGGGGAGGGGACGGGAUUGUCUCCCUUAGGUCCUCCGACCGCCAGACUAGCAGCGGAGCCGGCCUUUUAUCCCCGAGGAAGGGGUAGUUGCAGCAGCUUCCGGGGCAGAGGGAAGCAGACAGGCGCUGUGGAGGAAAAGCCGGAACCGUCAAGAAGAGCCGGGCCGCCUCACCCAUUUCCGCUUCCGCACAGGCCAAGCCCCGCCCCUGUUCGGCCACCGUCCUUUAGGGGGCGCGCGGCCCCAGCUGCCGUUUUAUUUGAAAUCUGGUUUCCCCGGUAACGGAGCGGAGGGAUCGCCAAGGGGACUACAAAGCCGGCCCUCCCCCGCCUCUUCAGUCCGAGGCUCUUCGCUCGGAACGAGGCACUCCCAGCUCGCGCCCACAGAAAGGCACCGCCCCCAGAACCCGCCCCCCGGCACGAAGAAAGCGCGGAGAGAGAACGUGAGGGGGCGGGGCGCGCGCGGCGUCUUUGGAAUGUUUCUCAGGCUCUCCCUUCCGAUUGGCGGACUCUGGGCCUUUGCUCCCGCCCCCCCUCCUUUAGGAUUGGCUGCUCGGGUCCCUCGGGGAGGUGCCGGAGCCUGUCUUCAGACGAGGAUUGGCCUGUUUGAUUAACUGGCGGCAGCCUUCGUCCACUGGGGCACUCCCGCCCGCCUCUCCGCGCUCUACGCCGUCUCCCGACCCGUACGUUUCGCCUUCUGCCCGCGCGCUCAGGGCCGGUGGGGGCGGGGAGAGAGAGCGCCCGCGAGAGCUUGGGCUGCUCGACCCCGGCGGCCAGGCCUCGGCCGGCACGCGCGUGCCCGCCCAGCGAGGACCCCGCGAGCUGCCCGCGCCGCCGCCUGCGCCCUUCGAAACCGCCCAGCCGCCCGUUAGGUGCCCGGGGGCAGCCGCCGUUCGAGCCGGCCCCGGAGCCUGGGCGCGCCGCGGGGGCUAGCGGCGGCGGCAGCGCUGCGCUCGGCCUGCCGGGGCCCGAGGCCGCGGAGCCCGCCCCGGCGUUUCCGAGCGGCGCCCGGCAGGGUCGCGGCGCCCGGCGCGGGGGUCCUGGCGCCGCGGAAAACGCGCCAAGUCUGCGCCGGCGGCGGCUGCGUCCGGACCCCCUGAACUCCCCGAUCCGCGGAUCCCCGCCCGGCCCCGCCCCGGGGAUGGAGCCGCGCCGGCGGCCGCUGCCAUGAACAGGUGCCGCCGGUGACGGGAAGAUGCCCGGGGUCGUGCCCAGCGAGAGCCAGGGGCCGCCGGCCAGGGGGAGCCCCAAGAAGGGCCGCUUGAGCCUCAAGUUCUUCCAGAAGAAGGAGACGAAGCGCGCCCUGGACUUCGCCGACUCGCAGGACGACGAGGAGCGCGACGCGGAGCCCGCGGGGCCGGACGUCGACCAGGUGGUGCCCGCGGCGGCGGCGCAGGCCUCUCCGCCCGGCGGCGACAAGAGGGACAGCCUGCUGCCCUUCGUGGGGCUCAACAACCUGGGCAACACCUGCUACCUGAACAGCGUGCUGCAGGUGCUGUACUUCUGCCCGGGCUUUAAGACGGGGGUCAAGCAUCUGUUCAACGUCAUCACACGGAAGCGGGAAGCCCUGCAGGAAGCGGGGGCGCCGCCCGCAGAGGAGCAGGGAAACUGCAAAGAGGACAACCUGGCCAGCUACGAGCUCAUCUGCAGCCUGCAGUCUCUGAUCAUCUCCGUGGAGCAACUUCAGGCCAAUUUUCUUCUGAAUCCAGAGAAAUACACAGAUGAACUGGCCACCCAGCCCAGGCGGCUCCUCAACACUCUCAGGGAACUGAACCCUAUGUAUGAAGGAUACCUGCAGCACGAUGCUCAGGAGGUGUUGCAGUGCAUCUUGGGAAAUAUUCAGGAAACAUGUCAGCUCUUAAAGAAGGAAGAACUGAAGAAUGCGCCAGGAGGCCGACUGCCUCCUCCCCAGCCAGAGGAGAGAGAAGGCAGGGAAACGCACACCAUGCAGGAUGAUGACUCAGAGGAAGGGAAAGACAAGUUCCCCAAGGGAAACGUGAAAAGGAAAAGUGACAAUGACGCCGGGAAUCCCAAGAAGAAGUCGAAGCUGUCUAAGGAGCUGGUGGCCACCGAGGAAAACCAGAGGCAGACCCGGUCCAAGAGAAAAGCCGCUGGUGACUCUCGCUUGGAGGGUUCUCCCGAAGCCGUCCCCAAAGGGACCGCCGAUGGGGACGGCGCCCGGCCAAGCCACAAGAAAUCGAGACUCAAACUCAACUGGCUGAAGCCCACCAGCAAACAGCCCAGCAUCCUCUCCAAGUUCUGCAGUCUGGGGAAAAUCACCACCCACUUGGGACCCAAAGGGCCUUCGAAAGAAACCGACAGCGAUCACGAGGAGGACUUGAAAGGGGAGCCCAGGGGUGCUCUAAAGGAGGACCCUGAGGAAGCUGCACCCCCAGGGACAAGCAUGGAGGACAAAGAAGGACAGUCUUUGAGAAACAAAGGGAUGGAACAAGUUUGUUUUGAGUUGGUAGAGAAAUUAUUCCAAGGCCAACUGGUUUUGAGAACUCGGUGCUUGGAGUGUGAAAGCUUAACAGAGAGGAGAGAAGACUUCCAGGACAUCAGCGUCCCAGUCCAGGAGGAGGAGUUCUCCAAAGUGCAGGAGAGUUCGGAAAUUUCUCCCGAGCCCAAGACGGAGCUGAAGAGCCUGAAGUGGGCCAUCUCGCAGUUCGCCUCUGUGGAGAGGAUCGUGGGCGAGGACAAAUACUUCUGUGAGAACUGCCAUCAUUACACGGAGGCGGAAAGGAGCCUCCUUUUUGACAAGAUGCCCGAGGUGAUAACCAUCCAUUUGAAGUGCUUUGCGGCCACUGGCUUGGAGUUCGACUGCUACGGCGGCGGGCUCUCCAAGAUCAACACGCCCCUGCUGACGCCCCUCAAGUUGUCCCUGGAGGAGUGGAGCACCAAGCCGACCAACGACAGCUAUGGGCUGUUUGCUGUGGUGAUGCACAGCGGGAUCACCAUCAGCAGCGGGCACUACACCGCCUCGGUCAAAGUCACCGACCUCAACAGUCUGGAACUGGACACGGAGAACUUUGUGGUGGACCAAAUGUACGAGAUGGCCAAGGCCGACCCGCUGAACGAGGAGGACGCCAAGGCCCUGGCCGAAGAGUACGACGACGAAGUGGCCUUCCGGGUCAACGGCGGCGCCCAGCCCAGCAAGGUCCUGAGCAAAAAGAACGUCGAAGGCGUCGGGCUUCUCGGGGGGCAGAAGAGCCGGCCCGACUACGAGUUCUGCAGCGGCCACCGAGCGUCCGGCGCGGACAAGGUCAUCGGGGCCUUGGCUGAAAACCGAAGUGCCGAGGCGAGCGGCACCAGCGGGGCCCAGGAGCUGGACAGAACCAAGGAGCCCGGGGGCCCGGCGGACCUUGGCGCAAACGGGCUGGAAAGCAAAGUGUCCGACGUGAUACAGAGCUUGAAAGAGUACGAGGGGAAGUGGCUGCUCUUUGAUGAUUCCGAAGUGAAGGUGACAGAAGAAAAAGACUUUCUGAAUUCUCUUUCCCCUGCGACAUCUUCCACAUCCACUCCUUAUUUACUGUUUUAUAAGAAAAUUAUAGAGUGAGUGUAUUUUCGUUGUGUAUAUAAAACAGAUUUGGAUAAUCUUAUAAAUAGAGAUUACAGCAAAGACUCCUUGAGGUAGAGGCUCAUUGGCUUUUGGAAGCUCCUGGCUUAUUACUGGUCUCUAGUUUUUGUAUGAAUAGUGAAUUUGAAUGACUGCAAACCCUUGUUAAUUUUUAGAAUUCAUUUUCCAUGUUCACUAACCACUCUGCUGGAGACUAGCAAUACGUUAGCUUCUGAGGACAAACUUGUAUAGGUUCUGGAACAAUUUGUCCAACUAGAGUUCUUUAAAAACCACUUUUUAAAGAAAGUUUUACACCUGUCUCUUGUAUUGGCUUUUAAAAAUAAAGUGCUGUAUUUGUAUUUUCCAUAUUUUGGAAUAAUUAUAUCUACUGCCAAAAUGUUUAUAGAUCGUGUGGAUUUUGUAAAUUAGGAGGCAGCCACCUCAUUGCAUUUAGUUUUGUAACAGUUAUGAAGCAAAAUCCAUGAAGGCUGUUAAGACACACAGAUUCUAGAACUCUCAUGUUCACACUGGCGUGAAUUCUGUGCCUUGGAUCGCUUUAGAGGGGGUAUUUCAGAAGCCUUUGGACAGCAUCCUUUGCCCAUCACUACCUUAGGAAGGAUUUUAUAGAUAUAUAUACAUAUAUAUAUAUUUAUGAUUAUGAUUUUGUACUUUAGCAGAUCAGUCUAGGUUUGGACAGAGUAGUCUGUAUUUCUUCAUAGUCAUAUUGCUAUAUAAUUUGUAAAUAGGAUAUAAAAAUUUAGAGCUAUGACCUUUAGGGUUGUGUUUUGUUUUGUUUUGUUUUGUUUUUUUUAAAGCAGGGAGGGCAUUCAAUUUAAAAUGCUUAGCAACUAUGUAUACAAACGCACUAAAGUUUUGUACUUAAACAGCUUUCUACCCUAAAGCAUCUGGUUUCUUUUCAAGAACAGAAUUUGUGUAUAUAUGUGGAAUAAACAUUCAUAAUUACCUUUACAA
This is a messenger RNA of Sarcophilus harrisii (Tasmanian devil), 5112 nucleotides long. It is a transcript of the gene USP1, whose product is annotated as ubiquitin specific peptidase 1. The transcript is spliced from 9 exons. Gene Ontology annotation, molecular function: cysteine-type endopeptidase activity; cysteine-type deubiquitinase activity. The record is from RefSeq and is a predicted model, not a curated record. Lineage: Eukaryota; Metazoa; Chordata; Mammalia; Dasyuromorphia; Dasyuridae. Gene Ontology annotation, cellular component: cytosol; nucleus. Gene Ontology annotation, biological process: protein deubiquitination; regulation of DNA repair. The coding region runs from base 1780 to 4140 and encodes 786 amino acids.